GUUACCUUGUACUAGUAACAUGGCUUCAGCUGUGGUGGACACGUCUGAUCUAGCCUCCCGAGGAAGGAUUUUAGCUAAUUCAGAACAUAAUCAUUUGUCCAAUAGCUUUGUUAACGAGGCAGUUGUAUCAAAUUCCAAUGCUAACCACAUGUCCAGUGACAGCUCUAAUAGCAUGUCAAAAUCGAAGCAUUCCACUAACAUUUCAUCAAGUACCAAAACCCAGUCCACAGAAACCAACAGUAGUAGAUCUUUUGUAAUUCUUGGCGUCCUUUUCUUCACAUCCAUUCUAGUUAUGGUAUUUAUAUAUCUACGGUUUCCAAAUAUGGAUUUAGAAGAAAAGCAAUAUAUUAAAGUUCCACAGGAUAUAGCUGAUGCAAAAAACCUAGGCCGUAUUUUAUCUCGCUACAAGGAUAAAUAUUUUUACCAAGUUCUAGCUGGAUAUUUCAUUGUCUAUAUUUUUCUACAGUCAUUUGCCAUUCCAGGAUCCAUCUUCCUCAGUAUUCUAUCAGGAUUCCUAUUCUCAUUCCCAUUGGCCUUAUUUUUGGUUUGUUUGUGUUCUGCAAUUGGUGCUUCGUUUUGUUAUUUGAUUGCUGAUUUUGUUGGUCAUCGUUUGGUGGAGAAGUACUGGCCAGCCAGGGUUGCUGACUGGCAAGCACAGGUUGCGUCUUACCGUGAACAUUUGCUAAAUUACAUCAUUUUUCUUCGAAUUACACCAUUCCUACCCAACUGGUUCAUCAAUAUUGCUGCACCUGUGAUCAACGUUCCUUUGAAGCUAUUUUUUCUUGGAACAUUUAUUGGUGUUGGCCCUCCAUCGUUUGUAGCUAUCCAGGCUGGUACCACCCUGCACGAGCUAACAUCAUCAUCAGACACAGUGUCAUGGACCUCUAUUAUAAUCUUAACCGUCUUCGCCUGUCUCUCAUUGCUGCCAGUCCUACUGAAACGGAAGCUGCAGCGCAAGUUCGAUUGAUGCCGGCUUAAAACAAUAGUUAUUUGACUCUCUCUCUCUCUGUUCUGGUAAAUGGAUCAUCUACGUGCCACACCGAGCAACAAGUGGUGGUGGCGGUGGUGGUUUGGUGGUUUGGUUUGUGGUGGUGGUGGUGGUGGUGGUGGAAAAGAUCAUUUUCUUCUUUCCUUAUUGGGAGCCCCCCACUUUUUUUUUUUCCCCCUGGUUUCAUUGCAUCUGCUUGCCAGAGAAUAGGAAGGAACGUGCGGUUGGUGAGUUGUCCGUCUCAGCGAGAGUUUUCAAAUACGUAAUUUGGAUGUGUGUGUGUAUGCGAUUGGGUAGCUACACUUGCAAUAGUGUAUAUAUAUAUAUAUAUAUAUAUAUAUGUGUGUGUGUGUGUAUAUCAAUAUGUAUA
Molecule: messenger RNA, 1358 nt
Organism: Octopus sinensis (East Asian common octopus)
Lineage: Eukaryota; Metazoa; Mollusca; Cephalopoda; Octopoda; Octopodidae
Product: transmembrane protein 41B-like
Exons: 7
Coding region: 20-967 (315 amino acids)
Cellular component (GO): endoplasmic reticulum membrane
Source: RefSeq, a predicted model, not a curated record